ACAAUUGUUCUCACUUCCUCACUUUCUGCAAGGCGCUCAGAGCCCUGGCCUAGAACAGAGUAGAUCACGUCGAAAUUUGCAAUCGAUUCAUCAUGCCCGGCGCAACAAACAGACUUGUGACGCCAUGGGCUUUCACCAGCACCUCCCACGAGUCCUUCAACCAGCUGGCCGCGGACGAGUUUCCGCGCCGUGUUUCCCUUGCGUCCCUCCGGAGGCUCACAUACCGCGGGAACGGCCUCGCACUAUACACCCGCCGCUAUGGCCAAGGCGGUUGUUACCGUUACAGCCUUCUCGAUUCCCUUUCGCGCGGCACAGAGCUCCUAGAGAGCGCCAUCUUAGACUCUACCAAUACCAUGGAGCACACGACUUUAGGACAACUCGACGACUACGCGUCGCCGUUGCGGCUUCUGAACGUGGGCAUCUUGUAUGAAUCUCUAGUAUCGCUAGCUCUAAAGGCCGUCUUCGUCGCCUCAAACUAUCUUGCACUGGUCAUACGAGGGCACAAACCGCUGCGACAGGUUACCCUGAAUGGUGUGCUACUAGCUGUCAGCCUUCAGAAUCAUAGAAGAGAACCAGGAACACGUCUGAUAAUGAAGGAGUUGCGAGAAUGUAGUACGCUACAGUACCUCUUCGUCCGUGCGCCCAUUCAACUCAAUCGCCCUAUCCUAUUUGGAGGCCUUGGCUCUUGCAGAGAGGCAACAAUGUACCUGAGCAUGGAAACCAAGCAGCUGUCGGCGGCCCCCCGGCUCUGGGACGUUGGCAAGAUUUUCGAGUGAUACCAGAGAGGACGCGAUGAGGCAGAGGCGGCCGAACACGUUAAUGGCGAUCUUGCAGGAGACUACAACAGCGCAGCCCGUAUCCUUACUAGCACCACCCCUCUAGCUUAGCGGUUAACGAACCCCCUAAGACCGCGAUCCUUCUCUCGAUGAUCAUCAUUCAUGUGCUCUUACUAGCCCUAAACGUCGCACUCCAGCGGGAUGCCGUUUAUCCACUACACAGUACAUACGCGUGAGACAUGGUAGUAAACAUCUCCCCUCUUUCUCACUUUUCUUUUACCCUAUACGUGUCCUCUUGAUAAGACAGCCAAACAAUGCCAACCAAGAACCAUCGUAACAUCGUAACCAAAAACGAGCAAAGAUGAACAUCCCACACCAAAAAGGACCGAGGAGGAUUAUAUCCACC
Molecule: messenger RNA, 1182 nt
Organism: Mytilinidion resinicola
Lineage: Eukaryota; Fungi; Ascomycota; Dothideomycetes; Mytilinidiales; Mytilinidiaceae
Exons: 1
Coding region: 93-776 (227 amino acids)
Source: RefSeq, a predicted model, not a curated record